AUGCCUGGCUCCUGGUUCACUGAAGACAUGAACAAGAACCUGAGCAUCAACAUCAACGACUCCCUGCACGGCUGCCACGACAUAUCUUCCUACCACGCUGUUACUGCCUCCAACAGAAGGCAUCUACACAUUAAUCGUCAAGCCAGCCUACAGGGCCCCUCAAUGUCUUACGAGGAUCUCCCGGAGACGUACUUCGCCGGCCGUUCGGGUCGAGCGACAAACAUGAACAAAGUCUACAGCCAGACGUACAUGUACAUCUGCUGCCAGUGCGGCGACGGGCCGAAAGUAUACAAUGUCCAGCCGAGAUGCACAGAGUGCAACCACAUUGUGUGCUCCAGUUGCAAGCCUGUCAAGUAG
Molecule: messenger RNA, 357 nt
Organism: Aspergillus pseudoviridinutans
Lineage: Eukaryota; Fungi; Ascomycota; Eurotiomycetes; Eurotiales; Aspergillaceae
Exons: 1
Coding region: 1-357 (118 amino acids)
Source: RefSeq, a predicted model, not a curated record